UCGGCUUGUAUCUCUGAGUGCAGGUCGCUAGAACCUCCAUAUGUUUUUUUUCGAGUUAUCGAAAUGCGUGUGGAGUAAUCGUAAAUACAAAAAAAAAAUAAUAAUAUACAAAACACCCUGUUUAUUUAUUAUUAUAAAUAAAAAGUGCACGUGUUAGGACGCAACAAAAUUCUAAUUUCUUGUGUGAAUAUUUUAAAAGAAACUUUAAAAACAUGUAUUUAAUGUACACUUUAAAUGAAAAUGGCGAACGUGUCUAUACUUUGAAGAAACGCACCGAGGAUGGCCGUCCUACAAUUUCAGCUCAUCCUGCCCACUUUUCGCCAGAAGAUAAAUACUCCAGACAACGCCUUACAAUCAAAAAACGUUUCGGUUUACUUUUGACACAAAAACCUGAACCCGUUUAUUAAACCCUCCCACCAUGAGUGUGAUUUUCCUAUAGUUUGUAGUGUUUAACAUGUAAGGCUUUUUAUAGUACUUUUCAACAAUAAAUUACAAUGAUUUAUUAAUUAACUAAACAAUUAAA
Lucilia sericata (common green bottle fly) is the source of this 523-nucleotide messenger RNA. RefSeq names its product H/ACA ribonucleoprotein complex subunit 3 (gene Nop10). The transcript has 2 exons. The coding region runs from base 213 to 407 and encodes 64 amino acids. Gene Ontology annotation, biological process: rRNA pseudouridine synthesis; snRNA pseudouridine synthesis; ribosome biogenesis. Gene Ontology annotation, molecular function: box H/ACA snoRNA binding; telomerase RNA binding. NCBI's taxonomy places the organism in Eukaryota, Metazoa, Arthropoda, Insecta, Diptera, Calliphoridae. Gene Ontology annotation, cellular component: box H/ACA telomerase RNP complex; box H/ACA snoRNP complex. The record is from RefSeq and is a predicted model, not a curated record.